This is a messenger RNA of Coregonus clupeaformis (lake whitefish), 956 nucleotides long. Its product is annotated as YY1-associated factor 2. Bases 119 to 706 code for a protein of 195 amino acids. Gene Ontology annotation, biological process: positive regulation of DNA-templated transcription. The transcript has 4 exons. NCBI's taxonomy places the organism in Eukaryota, Metazoa, Chordata, Actinopteri, Salmoniformes, Salmonidae. Gene Ontology annotation, cellular component: nucleus. Gene Ontology annotation, molecular function: transcription coregulator activity; DNA binding. The record is from RefSeq and is a predicted model, not a curated record.
UCCAACUGGAGUUUCCAAGACAGCUGGGAGCCGUGUGAUACCUUCUCGCGUAUUGCUUUCUAAAAGAAUACGUAGGGACUGUCCUUAUUUCAACAUCCGCAAACAAACUUUUGGCGGUAUGGGAGACAAGAAGAGUCCAACCAGGCCGAAGCGUCAACCAAAGCCAUCGGCGGACGAGGGAAAUUGGGACUGUAGCGUUUGCACAUACAAGAACACCGCGGAGGCUUUCAAGUGCAUGAUGUGCGAUGUAAGGAAAGGGACGUCAACACGGAAGCCUCGUCCUGUCUCCCAGCUGGUUGCUCAGCAGGUAGCGCCACAGUUCGCCUCGCCCACGCUGCUGCCCAAGAAGGACAGGAAGGACAGAGCGGAGAGGAAUGACAAAGAGCCCACAGUGAAGAAGAACAGCCACAAGAAGAUGAGGCCCAGAUUAAAAAACAUUGACAGGAGUAGCGCUCAGCACUUAGAGGUCACGGUUGGAGACCUGACUGUCAUCAUCACAGACUUUAAGGAGAAAACCAAACCUCCCCCCUCCUCCUCCUCCUCCACCACCACCACACCUCCCUCCUCCACCACCCCCUCCAGCACUGUGUCUGUGUCUGCAGAACACCACAGUGGCUCCAGCUCAGACAACAACGCUGAGAGAGGGGUCUCACGGUCAUCUUCACCCCGAGGAGAGGACUUCUUAGUCGGGACAGAGUCCCACUAGACCACCCCCCUUGGAACCCCAGAAUCUCCACCCCUUGACCUCCAAGUUGGAGGCCCUGGACCCCCAAACUCCUAGCCCAACAUCUGGAACGCCAGACCCUCAGACCCGCAACCCCUAGACCUUGGCCUGGACCCCAACCCCUAGACCUUGGCCUGGACCCCCAACCCCUAGACCUUGGCCUGGACCCCCAACCCCUAGACCUUGGCCUGGGCCCCCAACCCCUAGACCUUGGCCUGGACCCCCAACCCCU